Molecule: messenger RNA, 2235 nt
Organism: Calypte anna (Anna's hummingbird)
Lineage: Eukaryota; Metazoa; Chordata; Aves; Apodiformes; Trochilidae
Gene: SAPCD2
Product: suppressor APC domain containing 2
Exons: 6
Coding region: 1-1026 (341 amino acids)
Source: RefSeq, a predicted model, not a curated record
AUGGCUCCCGAGCGCGGCGAGCGGUCAGUGCCCGCCGGUACCGAGGGUUUGCCCCGGGCCUUCCUGCAGAGUCUGCGGACGCUUUUCGAUAUCCUGGAUGACCGGCGGCGGGGUUAUGUGCACCUGCGGGAGAUCGAGUCCCGGUGGCGGGGAGCGGAAGCCCGGGAGCUGCCCGCCGGGGUGAUGGAGGGGCUGCGGCGGGCGGCCCCGGCCAGCGGGUACCUCACCUUCGAGCGGUUCGUGCUGGGGCUCCGCGCUGCCCUGCCCGCCGCAGAAACCCCGGCCGAGAGCGGCGGGAGGCGGAACGCGGAGAAGCCGUCGAGCCCGCGCUGUGCCGAGAAGCGGCAGGGGAAGAGCGGGGAGCAGCGGGAGCCGGGGCACGGCCAGUCCCGCAACCGAGGUGGUGAUACCAAGGCUGCUGGGCAGUCCCAGGAAGAUGUCAGCCACGUGUGGAGUGGGGACACUCGGAGGCAUCCGAGGGGACGUGCUGAACACCGGCGACACACCAUCACCAACGGGGUGGACUUCAGCAUGCUGAAGCACAUGAAGGAGCUGGAACAGGAGAAGGAUUUCCUGCUGCAGGGUCUGGAGCUGCUAGAGCGUGCUCGGGAGUGGUACCACCAGCACAUCCAGUUCAUGCAGGAAUCCCAGAGGCUCCUGGGGAAGAACAAAACCAGUGCUGAAUUUCUCCCUGAGAGUGGCCAGAGCCACCUGGGGCGCCUGGUCCCCAAGCUGCAGGAGCUGAACCGCUGCCUGAGUGACCUCCUCUCCACUACCAGCAAGCCAGUGACCUCCUCCUCAGCUCUGAACAGGUUGGUCCCCGUGGCAUCCCCAGCCCCAGCAAGCUCCCAGCAAGCCAUCAACAUGCUGAAGGAGCAAAACCGACUUCUCACCAAGGAGGUGACUGACAAGAGUGAACGCAUCACCCAGUUGGAGCAGGAGAAAUCUGCCCUGAUCAAGCAGCUCUUUGAGGCUCGUGCCUGCAAUAACCAUGAAACCAGCCAGCUAGACUCCACCUUCAUCUAGUGCCCAUCACCCCACUCCCCCUUCUUGACCUUCCCUGGAGGUUUUGUGGGACUCUUGGCCACAACACAAUGCACCCAUUGCUCCAGGUGCCAGAUCUCAAGGUCUGGAGCUGCUGGUGGAAGCUGGGAAGGUGCUUCCCUGCCCCCUUUGGGGGAGCAUCCCCACACUGCUCUGCUGCUGGGCUUUCCAGCUCUCAAGCUGCUCCUUUUCUGUCUCUAAGCAGACUGCAGGGACUUCACCCCCAGCCCCAUGAUCCCCAGUGUGCUGUGGGAAAUGGCUGCUGCCCAUGCUGGGGGGAGCUGCUGUGCCCUGGGCCUGACCUUGGCUAAAUUUUGACUGCUCUGAGAAAAAAGAUGAUGCAUCUUCUUCAACACUCCAGCUGGUAUCUCCAGGCUGUUGAAAGGUGGCCUGGCCUCUGCUUGUUCCACUUGUUAGAGGACAAGAUUGAAGACCCAAUGGGACAUGCCUGGCCCUUCUCUGCUGCCUGAGUUGUUCCUGAACACUACACAGGGCUGGAGCUGUGCCCGAGCUGGGGCUCCUGGGGGUAUUGCCUCUUUCCAAGUUUGUGUGAGUGAUGUUAAAGUCACCAUCUACAUGUCUGCAGGCUUCCAUAGUUAAUGAGCCAGAGACCCAAAGGAGGGAGUCCAUCCAUACCUCUGAGCUGCUGUUUCAGGCUCUUUGCUGAUCAAAGCAGACACCUUGACCUCUGUGUGUUUAGCUUGCCCUGGCAAAUGUUUCCUUCUGACUGCUAGGCUUAGGUUUCUUUCAUGUAUUUAACUCCAAGUGGAGAAGCAGCAGCUUUGCCUGUCCCAGUUUUGUGUGCUGGCUCCCCAGGGUGACAUCCUAGGCAUGAAAUGCACCCUGUUCAGGUCCCUUGGGGUGAUCCUGUUAGACUGGUGCCUCUUAGGAUAUCUCCUUCCCACCCAGCUCAGUGAUACUUGAGCUGAAUGAUGUCUUCCAUAUGGCUUGGUACCUGGUAUUUUUAUUGCUUUUAUAGGAGAUCCUUGUGAAUCCUCAUGUAGCACAGGUCUGGCCUUCUGUAGCUCCAAGACCAGGACCUUUCUCUCCAGGGUUAUUCAUAUUCUGAGUCCUGGCACAAUGCACUGAGCUGGGCAGAAGGUGCUGGACCUGCCCUGGGCUGGGCACCACGCAGACCAAUUCCUUUCUUACUUCUGUUUUUAUCUGUCCAGUGCUGUUUGUCCCAUCCAG